Fraxinus pennsylvanica is the source of this 744-nucleotide messenger RNA. NCBI's taxonomy places the organism in Eukaryota, Viridiplantae, Streptophyta, Magnoliopsida, Lamiales, Oleaceae. The record is from the annotation of a GenBank genome assembly.
AUGUACGGGUUCACGGGGUUGAGCAGCAGUAGCCAUGAGAAGGCUGAGGUUGAUAUAGAAGCGGGGGGGAUGCUGUAUCCUGGCAUCGGCCACGGUGAGAAUCAGCUCCGAUGGGGUUUCAUCAGAAAAGUCUACGGAAUCUUGGCAGCGCAGAUCCUCCUCACCACAGUCGUCUCCGCCGUCAUUGUUCUCUAUGCCCCCAUCAAUGACCUCCUACGUGGAAAUUCUGGGCUCUUGCUGUUUCUCCUCUUCACGCCCUUCAUUUUACUUUGGCCCUUGCACAUUUAUCAACAAAAGCAUCCUCUGAACUUCAUCUUCCUCGGGCUAUUUACCGCUUCCAUAAGUCUCACUGUUGGUGUUAGCUGUGCCAAUACUGAAGGAAGAAUCGUACUUGAGGCCUUAAUCUUGACAUCAGCCGUGGUUUUAGCUCUGACUGGGUAUACUUUCUGGGCUUCAAAGAAGGGAAAGGACUUCAGCUUUCUGGGACCAAUCUUGUUUACUAGCCUCAUUGUGCUGCUUGUGACCAGCUUUAUCCAGAUGGUCUUCCCUCUUGGACCUACAUCUGUUGCUAUCUACGGUGCAUUCGGUGCCAUUAUAUUCUCUGGCUACAUAAUCUAUGACACCUACAAUCUGAUCAAGCGAUUCACUUAUGAUGAGUACAUCUGGGCAUCGGUCACUCUUUAUCUGGAUAUUCUCAAUCUCUUCCUAACUAUUCUGCGGAUGAUGAGACAGGGAGACAAUUAA